AUGUGUCAGUUGAGAGAACAGCAUAUUUUCGUGUUAUGUGUCGUUCGGUUCAGUAUACGUUACGAAGCCACAGAGUAAACAGCAAGUGAUUCUCGAGAAGAUAAUACGUUCGAGCUAAACGAUGGCGAUUUCCAACAACGAUUCUACUGACUGUGAUGAUUCUUUGAUCGAAUUUGUCGUUUCCACAGACACGGCUACCGCACUGACAAACACCGAGCAAACAGAUGAAGAAAAACUAGAAAAAUUCAAGAGCUUGCGAGAAGAGCUCGACUGGGAGGACGUAGAAGAGCGCCAAUCGUUUUUCCAUAAAUUCCAACACUUGAUCGUCGGAUGGAAAGACCAUCUUCCCGAUCUCCACGACCUCUUCGAGCGAGAGGAAAUGGAUUGGAUGCUCACAGAGUGCGUACAGUGCGAAACUCUGGUAAGCGAUCCAGUCUCAUUCGUCGACUUUGUGGUCCGAACCGGCUACAAGGACGAGCCCGACCUGGACAAAGACAACAAGCCCGUGUUGCAUCGCGAUACACCGAUACACAAAGUGUAUGAUUCCUGCUUCGAGGAUCAGUUGAUACCCCUGCUCUUUGAAAUAUACGACAGUUUCGACGUGAACUACAUCAGCAGUGACGGCAUCACGCACUUUCAAGUGGCCAUCGAGUCGGGCUGCGCCGAGGUGGUGGAACAAUUCCUCGAUUACGGCCACGAUCCCGACGAGAUCCUCGACGAGGAAUCAGGCGACAGGCCGCUACACCUGGCCGUGACGUUCGAGCACUGCGACGUCGUCCGAGUGCUGCUGGAGAACGGGGCCGACCCGAAUUUGACAAACGAGAACGGAAUGAACGUUCUUCACACCGCUACCAUGAUGCAUGACGACGGCCAAGAGCUGGCGAUGAUAUUCGAGAUGAUAGUCGACAUCUGCGACGAGAUCGGCGAUCCGGUGCAAAUCGACGCCCUGGACAAGCACGGCCGAACACCGCUGCAGCUGGCCGUCCUGAAUCGCUUGCCGGAAGUCAUCGACGUACUCCUGGACAGUGGCGCCGACCUGUCCAAUUUCGUUUUUCCCAGCGAGAGCGACUUCGACAAGAGCUUCUCGGCGUGCACGUUGAAGGGAAAUGGGCUCAGAUUGCAAUUCGCGGCCGGUGCUCUGGCCUGCGUCGAACGCCUCGAGAGCAGAGGAUACACGCUUAAUCGAAGCGACGCCAUGAUGAUCAUGAAAUCGAUAAUCGAUCGAUUGCUGUUCGAUACGUCGGAGCUACUGAUCGACGAAACUUGGCGCGACGACGAGGACUUCGCAAAGUUGGCGAAAGACUUGAAGAUACAUCCGAGUUACACGCUCUACGACCUGACACGGUUACCCGCGAAGAAGCCGGAAAAACCACUCGCGUACGAGGAUUACGUCAAAUUAUCGCGAGCGCCGCUACUGUGGCAUUUCCCGAAAGGACCUCUCAACGCGUGCAUAGUGUACCUGUGCGAGAGAGUAUCGGUAGGAUUUUUCCAGCGGUACGCACUGGAGCCCCUGAUGGAGAUGAUGGGACACGAGCAUUCGAUGCUCUUCUGUCAAAAAGUCCUCAAGAAUCUGAAGAACGAGGAUUUGUUGAAUGUGUGCAUAGCGUUUGAGGAAGACCAAGUAAAAACCAAUAAAAUGAAGUUAAAGUACAAUAAAGUACCAAAACAAGUGAAAUCUUCGUAAAUCUUGAAAUAUUUUUGUUGAGAUUUGUUAAGAGGUUGUGUAUCAAUUUAAAAUUGUAUGAUAUAAAAAUAAAACUUUUAAAAUAAAUUUUAUACUCGAGAA
Messenger RNA from Trichogramma pretiosum, 1786 nucleotides. RefSeq lists its product as uncharacterized. The transcript is spliced from 2 exons. NCBI's taxonomy places the organism in Eukaryota, Metazoa, Arthropoda, Insecta, Hymenoptera, Trichogrammatidae. Gene Ontology annotation, molecular function: protein binding. Bases 122 to 1684 code for a protein of 520 amino acids. The record is from RefSeq and is a predicted model, not a curated record.